This is a messenger RNA of Chaetura pelagica (chimney swift), 2332 nucleotides long. It is a transcript of the gene STAT3, whose product is annotated as signal transducer and activator of transcription 3 (acute-phase response factor). Gene Ontology annotation, molecular function: RNA polymerase II cis-regulatory region sequence-specific DNA binding; DNA-binding transcription factor activity, RNA polymerase II-specific. The record is from RefSeq and is a predicted model, not a curated record. The transcript has 23 exons. Gene Ontology annotation, biological process: regulation of cell population proliferation; regulation of transcription by RNA polymerase II; defense response. Bases 11 to 2332 code for a protein of 773 amino acids. Lineage: Eukaryota; Metazoa; Chordata; Aves; Apodiformes; Apodidae.
GCUGGUCAGAAUGGCGCAGUGGAACCAGCUGCAGCAGCUCGACACACGGUACCUGGAGCAGCUCCACCAACUCUACAGUGACAGCUUCCCCAUGGAGCUCCGGCAGUUCCUGGCCCCAUGGAUUGAGAGCCAGGACUGGGCGUACGCGGCCAGCAAGGAGUCUCAUGCCACGCUGGUGUUCCACAACCUGCUGGGGGAGAUCGACCAGCAGUACAGCCGCUUCCUGCAGGAGUCCAACGUCCUCUACCAGCACAACCUGCGCCGCAUCAAGCAGUUCCUGCAGAGCAGGUACUUGGAGAAGCCGAUGGAAAUAGCCCGCAUCGUGGCUCGCUGUCUGUGGGAAGAGUCGCGGCUCCUCCAGACGGCUGCCACCGCCGCCCAGCAAGGAGGACAGGCAACACAUCCGACAGCAGCUGUAGUGACAGAAAAGCAGCAGAUGCUGGAGCAGCAUCUUCAGGAUGUGAGGAAGAGGGUGCAGGAUCUGGAGCAGAAGAUGAAAGUGGUGGAGAAUCUCCAGGAUGACUUUGAUUUUAACUACAAGACUUUGAAAAGCCAAGGAGACAUGCAGGAUCUGAAUGGAAACAACCAGUCAGUGACCCGGCAGAAAAUGCAGCAGCUGGAGCAGAUGCUCACGGCGCUGGACCAGAUGCGAAGGGGUAUUGUGAGCGAGCUGGCUGGGCUGCUCUCAGCCAUGGAGUAUGUGCAGAAGAUGCUGGCAGAUGAGGAACUGGCAGACUGGAAGAGACGGCAGCAGAUCGCCUGCAUUGGUGGCCCCCCCAAUAUCUGUUUGGACCGGCUGGAGAACUGGAUAACCUCUCUUGCCGAAUCACAGCUACAGACCCGGCAGCAGAUCAAAAAGCUGGAAGAGCUGCAGCAGAAGGUGUCCUACAAGGGUGACCCAAUUGUCCAGCACCGGCCCAUGCUGGAGGAGCGGAUUGUGGAGCUGUUCAGGAACCUGAUGAAAAGCGCGUUCGUGGUGGAGCGGCAGCCCUGCAUGCCCAUGCACCCCGACCGGCCCCUGGUCAUCAAAACUGGUGUGCAGUUCACCACCAAAGUCAGGUUGUUGGUCAAGUUUCCAGAGCUGAACUAUCAGCUGAAAAUUAAAGUCUGCAUUGACAAGGAUUCUGGGGAUGUUGCAGCACUGCGGGGGUCCCGGAAGUUUAACAUCCUGGGGACAAACACCAAGGUCAUGAACAUGGAGGAGUCCAAUAACGGCAGCCUCUCAGCAGAGUUCAAGCACCUGACCCUGCGGGAGCAACGCUGCGGGAACGGCGGCAGAGCCAACUGCGACGCCUCACUGAUAGUCACUGAGGAGCUGCACCUCAUCACCUUCGAGACAGAGGUGUAUCACCAGGGGCUGAAGAUCGACCUGGAGACCCACUCACUGCCUGUGGUGGUGAUCUCCAACAUCUGCCAGAUGCCCAAUGCCUGGGCGUCCAUCCUGUGGUACAACAUGCUGACCAACAACCCCAAGAAUGUCAACUUCUUCACCAAGCCCCCCAUCGGGACCUGGGACCAGGUGGCAGAGGUGCUGAGCUGGCAAUUCUCCUCCACCACAAAACGCGGCCUUAGCAUUGAGCAGCUGACAACACUGGCAGAAAAACUUCUAGGGCCAGGUGUGAAUUACUCUGGCUGUCAGAUCACCUGGGCCAAGUUCUGCAAGGAGAACAUGGCUGGCAAAGGCUUCUCUUUCUGGGUCUGGCUGGACAACAUAAUUGACCUGGUGAAAAAGUACAUCCUGGCACUGUGGAAUGAAGGAUACAUCAUGGGGUUCAUCAGCAAGGAGCGGGAGCGAGCCAUCCUGAGCACCAAGCCCCCGGGAACCUUCCUGCUGCGCUUCAGCGAGAGCAGCAAGGAGGGCGGCAUCACCUUCACCUGGGUGGAGAAGGACAUCAGUGGCAAGACCCAGAUCCAGUCCGUGGAGCCUUACACCAAGCAGCAGCUGAACAACAUGUCGUUUGCGGAGAUCAUCAUGGGCUACAAAAUCAUGGAUGCCACCAACAUCCUGGUGUCCCCCCUGGUGUACCUGUACCCAGACAUCCCCAAGGAGGAGGCAUUUGGGAAGUACUGCCGCUCUGAGAGCCAGGAGCACCCAGAACCCACUGCUUCUGACUCAGGUAGUGCUGCUCCGUAUCUGAAGACCAAGUUCAUCUGUGUCACACCCACGUCCUUCAGCAACACCAUUGACCUGCCCAUGUCCCCGCGCACCCUGGACUCACUGAUGCAGUUUGGCAAUGGCAGUGAGGGUGCAGAGGCCAAUGCAGGAGGGCAGUUCGAGUCGCUGACCUUCGACAUGGAGCUGACCCCUGAGUGUGCCUCGUCACCCAUGUGA